Molecule: messenger RNA, 2272 nt
Organism: Notolabrus celidotus (New Zealand spotty)
Lineage: Eukaryota; Metazoa; Chordata; Actinopteri; Labriformes; Labridae
Product: glycerophosphodiester phosphodiesterase domain-containing protein 5-like
Exons: 18
Coding region: 371-2152 (593 amino acids)
Biological process (GO): lipid metabolic process
Cellular component (GO): membrane
Molecular function (GO): glycerophosphodiester phosphodiesterase activity
Source: RefSeq, a predicted model, not a curated record
GAAGUGAUAUAAUUUAAGCGUAGGUGGGAGGUGAACAUGCUGAAAUGAUUCAGUCAAAUCAAAAAAAGAUUCAGGAAAGCUUGACCACACUCAUCCUCCGAGGCCACCUGCUACACUGUAACCGAGGACGAUCAGUUGACUGCGGCUUCUCGUCUGCUGGGACCUGGAGGCUCACCUGGAGACUUCAUCCACCCUUCCUCCAUCAGCAGAGGAACACUACAACUGUCUGAGCUGUCCUUUGCUCCUGCAGAGAUACUGACCUGAAGCACACCUGAGUUCACGCAUAAUAAGAGUAAACCCUGAUGAUGAAGACUAAAGCAAACUGGUGUGUGUGAGCAGGAUGAAAGGUGUGUCAGAGUGUGUGUGAGCCAUGGCGUCCACGUUGCCCCAGCUGCAGGUCGGCUGGCUGCGUGGCCUACGUACCAAGCUGCUGCGACGCUACGAGCAUCAGCCUCUGGUGUCGUGUCUGGUCGGGCUGUACGGCUGCAGGUGGAGACGCUACGAGAGGAGCUUCACUCAGCCUGGAGAAUGCUGCUGCAACAAGUUGGAGAGUGUCAGCUUUGCUCUGCUCGUGGCGGCUUUCUGCUUAACGCUGCUGUUUCUCUACUUCUGGGGACAAGCGAAGAACGACUACAAUGACUUUGACUGGUUUAACUUUGGGAUCCUGGGCUUCUGGUUUCCUUGGUCUGUGGUGCUUCUGGUCAUCGCUGCAGGCUUCUUCACCUACGUCACUGUGCUCGUGCUGCUGGCUGUGUGUUUGUUGUCCGAAGGGCAGAAGCUUCAUUUACACUGGAGUCACAAGAUCGGGAUCGUGGUGAGCCUGACUUUCUCCAUUGUAGCGACGGCUGUCCUGUCAGACCUCUGGAGUAAGGAGUGGAAGACUUUACUGCUUUCCUUUCAGAUAACCGCACCUUAUUUACAUGUGGGCGGCGUCUUACUGAUGACAGCGCUGGCCUGGCCCAUUGCUUUGCAUUUCUUUCGAAUGAACAGCAGAGUGAGGCGGGGUCUGGUCUUGGCUUUGUAUCUCAGCAUCUUGUCUGCUCUCUACUUGGUGCCGCUGGGUCUGUAUUCUCCUUGUAUCAAAGAGGACGGUACCCUGGGUGUCAAACCGGCCCUCAUCGGCCACAGAGGAGCGCCGAUGCUUGCUCCAGAAAACACGCUGAUGUCUUUUGAGAAGGCGGUGGAUGCAGGAAGUGGAGGUCUGGAGACUGACGUCACAAUCAGCUUUGAUGGCGUUCCCUUCCUGAUGCAUGACCAGACUCUGAGACGAACCACCAACAUACACGAGGUUUUCCCCAACAGAACGGACCAAUCAGCCGCCAUGUUCACCUGGUCUGAGCUGGAGAGUCUGAACGCAGGCGCCUGGUUCCUCUCGCACGACCCGUUUGGUACGGCCAGCUCUCUGGGAGCACGCGACAGACAGCGGGCAGAGAAACAGUCGGUCUGCAGUCUGCAGGACUUCCUCCAGCUGGCCGCUCAAAAAGAAAAACUGGUGAUCUUUGACCUGUACCGUCCACCCAGAGCUCACCCCUACAGAGACACCUGGAUCCAACGAACACUGGAGGUCAUCCAGAACGAGACCUCCAUCCUCUCCUCUCAGGUUCUGUGGCUGCCAUCAGACCUGCGGGCUCUGGUUCAGGAGAUGGAUCCUGAGCUCCAGCAGACGUCAGGCAGUCGGCUUCCUCUAGAGGAGCUCCAGAGUAACAACAUCGUCAAACUCAAUCUACACUACAGCUCCAUGUCCAGCAAGCUUGUCAGGGAGUACGCUGCAGUGAACGUCAGCACCAACCUGUAUGUGAUCAGUCAGCCCUGGCUGUUCUCUCUGGCCUGGUGCUGUGGAGUCCAGUCUGUCACCACCAACGCUCCACAGCUCCUCAGCAGCAUGAGAUCUCCUCUACUCCUCAUGAGUCCUGAUGAGUAUAACCUGAUGUGGAUUCUCACUGACGUGGUUUCCCUCCUGCUGAUCUUCAUCAUCUUCUUCUUUCACUGGUGGAGAGAGCGAGGACUGGCCGUCUACUCAGGCGUCAAAAUCACAGUGGAGAACGGGACAUACAGCAAGUUCAAAACAGAGCUGAGUGAUAUCUGGUCGGUCUCCAGCGCUAACUCUCAGGCAGAGAAGACGCACAACCUGGCUACCGUGUCUGAGCACUGAUAUCUGCCUUUCAUAAGAGGAGCCAGCAUGAAGCCUCAUACUGCCAAAACUGUAAAAUACCCACAAAAUACACUGUGAAGUGCACUCUGUUGUAAUUAAAGUGAUGCUAACAGCUCUUCA